AUGAAGUCCUUGAUGAUUUUUGCGGGGGGCCUCCUUGGUCUUAUCCCCACUGUUUUUGCAGGUCUCGGUCGUCCUGGCCCAGUUUCUUGGGCAAACACAAGCACCACUGCCAGCACCAUCACUGCCAGCAUCAUCACUACCAACAUCAUCACUGCAAGUAUCUCCUUCGUUCCUGUCCCAACUCCUUGGACAAACACAACCACCACCGCGUUGCCUGAUUCGAAGGGUUGUGGACAUGGCAGCUCCUCCGCAAGCCUAAACAUUACCUCCUCCACCAUCCCCUCUGCUCAGCCGAGCAUCUACACCCCAAUCCCGUCCGACAAUACGGAUCCUGUCAAUUCCACCGUUCAGCCGAUCCGUUGGCACCUCUACGGAAUUCGGGCAUCAGUCAACAAGAAGGCAGAGUCCGCCCAUUACACGUUCAGGGCCGCUAUCAAGCCCCCCUGCAGCAACUACAGUGUGGUAUGCCAGCAGACCGUUCACACCGAAGAGGACCAACUUGCUGAAGUGCACAAUACCAGAUGCAGGAAUCCAACUGGAACGCCCUACAAAAACGCCUCGAUCCCUGUCACCUUCCACUUCGAGUGGCGGCCUGACGUCAAGAACAGCUUUGGAGAGAAGGGCAACCUCCUAGUCAUCAGGUCGAACUCACCCGGAAGUGCGCACGCCUGUCCAUUGUUCCCCUAUGAUGCCUGCUGGGCUCAGGGAAUACAUUGGGUUCCCGAGAGUCAGAUCGGAUCAACGUUUGUAGGAGACAAAUACAUCGGUCCACACUCGAUACAUCUCAACGGCACCUACUGCAAAACCGGCAUGCCGGAGUGUAUCUGGUCCGAAUACCUGUACUGA
This is a messenger RNA of Diaporthe batatas, 846 nucleotides long. RefSeq lists its product as uncharacterized. The transcript has 3 exons. The record is from RefSeq and is a predicted model, not a curated record. NCBI's taxonomy places the organism in Eukaryota, Fungi, Ascomycota, Sordariomycetes, Diaporthales, Diaporthaceae. Bases 1 to 846 code for a protein of 281 amino acids.